AUGGAUAGUUUGAGGUCUCUUAAAUUGUUCAAACUAUACGGAUGCUCAAAACUUGCCAACCUGCCAGAGAACUUAUGGAAAAUAAAGUGUUUGGAAACACUUGUAUUGAAUGAGAUUUCUCAACUUGAAGAAAUAGAACUUAAUGGUAUAGGCUGCUUGUCCUCGUUAAAAUAUUUAUCACUAAGUUGGAACAAUUUUGUCACCCUGCCUGCAAUCUUCAGUCAACUUUCAAAACUUGAAACUCUUAAUUUGCGCGGCUGCGAGAAGCUUCGAUCAGUGCCAGAGCUUCCAUCAACCGUGAGAUAUAUAAAUAUGGAAGGCUGUUGUUCGCUAGAACCAUCACCAGGACUGCUUAGACAAAGCAGUUUGUCACGACCUAAUUCUUCCCCAUUUUUUCGUGGGUAUGAUGAGAGCAGUGGUGGAGUGGCAUUUUCAAUAUUGAAGCGUUACCUCCAGGGACUCUUUUGUGAAAAAACUGGAUAUGAAACUGCUACCAAAAGAAAAGAGGAUGGAUCUAAUACUGAAUUUCAGAUCUUUAUUCCCGGUUGUUUAGUUCCGCAGUGGUUAACUCAUCAAAGUUGGGGGGACUCAAUAAGCGUAGCGUUGUCUCCAAAUUGGUGUAAUAGUAGGUGGAUGGGAUUCAUUCUAUGUGCUCUUUUCAAUAAAGAGGCAUAUUUCACUUGUGGUUUUAGAGCAUUUGUGAAAGCCAUUGGUGAUAAGCCUCAGUCACUAUUUCUUUAAAGAAUUCUAUAUUGGGGUAUGUAGCGGGGACCACGUUUGGUUAUUGUAUUUGUCUCGUGAUAAUUGGCUUAGUACUGUUGGGAAUGGUGAAUGCAGUCAGAUUGAGGUUGUAUUUGGACAUUAUUCGAAUUCAAACUAUUUCAUUCUUCCAACAAAUCCUGUGAAGCGAUGUGGGGUCAGUUUGGUAUACGAGCAAGACAUGGAACUGAUGGAAGAGUUAAACCAAGCAAAUGCACAAUGCUGCAGUAGUAGCCGUGUCAUUACUUAUGACGGUUGGGAUGGUGUCCAUCAUGGAUAUGUCAAUUCAAAGAGAAGCCGUGAUGAGUGUGAUGACGAGUUUGAUGAUGACUAAGCAUUUAUUUAAUGUGAAAAAAAUGAAAUAUUUCCCUCUUCAUCCAAUGGUAAUGACCAACUCCAACAUACUUCCUGUUAUAAGUCUAAUCCUAAUUUAUUUUCUUUUCUUUCUUGCCGUACAGUUGGUUUGGUCACUUAACAAGUAUAGUCCAGUUGUCUUUUUAGUUUUCCUUCAUCACUUUCAAGAAGCUUAGUAUAAAACCUUAGGCAAGUUAAGAAUAUGAUUCAGAAAGGAAAUAAAUUCUCAAGCUUCACUUAUUACACUUCUAAUAAGAAAUUUUGCUAAUGUAGAUGGUUCAAACCUAUUUUUGCAUCCUAUUUAUGGUUGAUCAGUGUUCCUUCUUUUAUCUAUGUGAAAACUGAAAACCUAGUUCUCUGAUUGUGUGUAUUUGCUAUUCACGCUUUGAGUAAAUUUUGUUGGUUUUUGAGUAAACUGAGAUUGGUUUUUAAGUAAAUUGUGUGUAUUCACGCUAUGAGAUCGGUAUCAUUUGUUAAAAUUUUUUUUUCUGUAAAAAUUUGAGGGAGAGAGACAAGGGGAGUGGAAGUUUCUGCAUCUUGAAGAAUUCUAAUUUAGUUUUUUUUUUUCUUGCUUUUACUGCCAUUGAUAUUUUGCAGUUUGCACUAAUGAUUUUUUUGGUUAACUCUUACAGUUUAGAUUUGAGGAAAUUAUUCAUUGAUAGUCAUCCAUAAAGAGAUUUUUUGGGGCAGAUUAAUAUUUUUGCAAUCUCUCUUACCCACUCUCUGAUUUGUUUCAACAUUGAAGGUUUUUUU
Quercus robur (English oak) is the source of this 1866-nucleotide messenger RNA. RefSeq names its product inactive disease resistance protein RPS4-like. The coding region runs from base 1 to 741 and encodes 246 amino acids. The record is from RefSeq and is a predicted model, not a curated record. The transcript is spliced from 2 exons. Lineage: Eukaryota; Viridiplantae; Streptophyta; Magnoliopsida; Fagales; Fagaceae.